This is a messenger RNA of Loxodonta africana (African savanna elephant), 1541 nucleotides long. It is a transcript of the gene PDXK, whose product is annotated as pyridoxal kinase. The record is from RefSeq and is a predicted model, not a curated record. Gene Ontology annotation, biological process: pyridoxal 5'-phosphate salvage. The transcript has 11 exons. NCBI's taxonomy places the organism in Eukaryota, Metazoa, Chordata, Mammalia, Proboscidea, Elephantidae. Bases 75 to 1013 code for a protein of 312 amino acids. Gene Ontology annotation, molecular function: pyridoxal kinase activity. Gene Ontology annotation, cellular component: cytosol.
GAGUCGACAGCGGCGGCGCUGUGAGCCCGCCCACUCUGCCGUCCCUCGGCCCCGCGCCGCGCGCCGGCCCCGGCAUGGAGCCGGACUGCCGGGUGCUCUCCAUCCAGAGCCACGUAGUCCGCGGCUACGUGGGCAACCGCUCCGCCACCUUCCCGCUGCAGGUGCUGGGAUUUGAAAUCGACACCAUUAACUCUGUGCAGUUUUCAAACCACACAGGCUACACCCACUGGAAGGGCCAAGUGCUGAACUCAGAUGAGCUACACGAGCUGUACGAAGGCCUCAAGCUGAACAAUGUGAAUAAGUAUGACUACGUGCUCACAGGUUACACCCGGGAUGCGUCCUUCCUGGCCAUGGUGGUGGACAUAGUGCAGGAGCUGAAGCAGCAGAACACCAGCCUCGUGUACGUGUGUGACCCGGUGAUGGGGGACAAGUGGAAUGGCGAAGGCGCCAUGUAUGUUCCUGAGGAUCUCCUUCCAGUUUACAAAGAAAAGGUUGUGCCAGUUGCCGACAUUAUAACUCCCAACCAGUUUGAGGCUGAGUUGCUGAGCGGCAGAAAGAUCCACACCCAAGAAGAAGCACUGGCGGUGAUGGACAUACUGCACGCCAUGGGCCCCGACACCGUGGUCAUCACCAGCUCCGACCUGCCAUCUCCACAGGGCAGCGACUACCUGAUUGCCCUGGGCAGCCAGAGGAUAAGGCGGCCCGACGGCUCCAUGGUGACCGAGCGCAUCCGGAUGGAGAUGCACAAGGUGGAUGCCGCCUUCGUGGGCACGGGGGACCUCUUUGCCGCCAUGCUCCUGGCCUGGACACACAAGCACCCCAACAAUCUCAAGGUGGCAUGUGAGAAGACAGUGUCUGCCAUGUACCACGUCCUGCAGAGGACCAUCCAGUAUGCAAAAGCCAAGGCUGGGAAGGGGCAGAAGCCCAGCUCGGCCCAGCUGGAGCUCAGGAUGGUGCAAAGCAAGAGGGACAUCGAGAACCCGGAGAUCGUCGUCCAGGCCACGGUGCUGUGAGGCCACGUGCGCAGCGCCCGCAGUGCACAACCUAUCGGUGUCUUCAUUGUCAUCCUGUGAAAACUUAACAUCUGCCCUAGAGCUGUGACUGAGACUUGAUUUUGGUACCUGUUCUUCCUUGGGUGUCCAGCCUCCACUGUUCUGACCUGUGAAAUGUGCUGAUUGUGCUUUUUGUAAAUAACAAGGCAAUCACAGAAGGUUGCAAUUUGGAAACCCAACUCUCCUUGCUCCCAAAGGCUCCUGGGCCUCCCUGGGUAACCAGCCCAGGUUUACAGCCUCGGGGUGUUUUGUCCCCUUGGCUUCUGUCAUUGUGGUACAUGUAGAGGGCGAGGGAGUGGCCCACUGUUCCAGGGGACCCUGUGUCAGCGCUGUCCCCCCUCCUGCUGCAUGUAACCCGUGUCCAGAGUGGGUGGGUCUGGGAGUGGGCCUGGGAGUCCUGAGUCUUGGCAUCUCUGAGAAUGAGCUGGGUUUUAAUUGAUUGUACCUGAAAGAAUUAUGCCAAAUAUCUUUAUCGUCAUUCUGACCUUA